Molecule: messenger RNA, 1415 nt
Organism: Truncatella angustata
Lineage: Eukaryota; Fungi; Ascomycota; Sordariomycetes; Amphisphaeriales; Sporocadaceae
Exons: 1
Coding region: 98-1306 (402 amino acids)
Source: RefSeq, a predicted model, not a curated record
CACAGCUGUGGAGUGGGAAUCGCUGGGUUCCUUCGAAGUUGUCAGGUAUGCGGUUAACCUUUUGGCCUCGAAGUACCGCAUCGAGGUUAACCCGUCGAUGGGCCUGCAUGUUCAUGUCGGCAAUGGUCCAGCUUGGAUGCCAUAUCAAUGGGUGAAGAGGAUGGCCAUGCUACUUUGGGCAGCUGAACGCCUUCUGAACACACUCAAUCCGCCAUCUAGAUCCUAUAGUUGGUAUUGUCCAGCUAUUCGUGACUUUAGCAAUCUUGCAAACAACGAACACCGCGAAAAUAAAGUACCACAUGAUGAUAAAGAGUCAUGGACAAUGGCCUUUGUGCGUCGUGAUCGGAUGUGUGAGCGGUACCUUGCUCGAGACAUUCGUGCGGGUGAGAGCUCAAUCACGUGGCGCGAGAUGCAUACCGACUUGACAACAGUGCGUGCAUUUGAAAAGACAAGGCAGCCGGGCCACUUAGAGCCUCUUCAAGAUGCCACUGCCCCCAUGACCGCUGGGCAGGAAUUCGAUCUAGGUGAUGAUGCCAGGGUUCUAUUAGCCGAGUACGCUCCGAAACCAGGAGCUGUCGCUCCAGCUCCCGUAUCAUCGGCUGCCAGUACAGCUGCUUGGUCGGCUACGUCAUCAGGUAAUUUAAGUCCUCACACUACUGAUGAAACAACCCCUAUUCUGCCUUUGAUGACACAAGCUGACCUUGCUCGAGGAAUCGCUGAGUUGAAAUUGAACCAGGAAAUAGGGGGGCUACGAAAGCGAUUGAACCAUUUCCCGAGAAUUGUGCUCCCGAAAUGGACUGCUGAUGAAUUGAGAGAACUCAACGAUAUAAAUGGCAUGUACACAGGUUGUCUUAUCGAACUUGAUGAGAUUGCGGAGGACCGUGGGGUCUGGUUUGGCAUCGAACAGUUGGCCGAGACUAAAGCGUCGUGCGAGGUCGCACACCUGUUGGCGGCCAGGUACCGUCCAACUUACAACUUUCGGGGGUACGAAUGCGGCAUUUCUGGUGAGCCUAUGCGCAGUACUAAGCGAACUGUUGAAUGGAGACAAGGAGCCGCGUCGAUGGAUGCAAGUUGGGUUACCACGUGGAUGAGGAUUGUGGCAGGUGUGUCACGCUGGGCAGUGUACGCGCCGGUUGAUGAGUUCUUGCGCAUAUUGAAUUGCUGUGACUAUGCUGAGAAGGGUGGCUCUUACGAUGUCCUUGACUUUCUGGAGGAUAUUGGACUCGUCGCAGAGGCGCUUGUUGCCGGACAGAGGAUUGAGGACUAUGGAUAUGACUGGGGACUGAAAUAUGAGGGUGGGCUAUAGAGAAGGAUAAGAAGACCAGACAGAACUAAUGUAAGAGGCCCGAGAAGGUUUCUAACAUAAAGCUUUAGAGUUACCUACAGAGGUUUAUUCAUUUCCAUUUUCAUUCUUU